AUGAAGUUCACCGCCGUCAUCGCUGCCGUUCUUUCCAUGGCCACCUUUGCCAUCGCUGUCCCCGUUGCCGUCCCCGCACCAGCCAAAGACGUUGAAGUACGCCAAAACCACGGAAAGUGCGUCAAGAGUACAGGUGGCGGAGUCAUGGAGGACGUGAACUGCUAG
This is a messenger RNA of Boeremia exigua, 165 nucleotides long. RefSeq lists its product as uncharacterized. The transcript has 2 exons. The coding region runs from base 1 to 165 and encodes 54 amino acids. NCBI's taxonomy places the organism in Eukaryota, Fungi, Ascomycota, Dothideomycetes, Pleosporales, Didymellaceae. The record is from RefSeq and is a predicted model, not a curated record.